Nezara viridula (southern green stink bug) is the source of this 3140-nucleotide messenger RNA. NCBI's taxonomy places the organism in Eukaryota, Metazoa, Arthropoda, Insecta, Hemiptera, Pentatomidae. The record is from the annotation of a GenBank genome assembly.
AUGAAGAGACCCAUGAGUGUCAGAUUCUUAGCGGCUGAUGAGGCCUGGAGGGAGGGAAAGUGCAACAGAUUCUUGGGGUUCUUAUCCUUGGGUUACGUAAGGGCCAGGAUGGUGGUUGCCAAUGUCCUUGCUGCGAGGCCGCCAGUCUCUUGCGCUUGCGUAACCAACUUCUCGAUUCAUAUGUCCUGCCGGAUUCCUAUUGUCCUCAUUUCAUCCUCCAGAGUGGGUACGUUGCCUGUGAUGUCUAGAGCAGGUCUCGACACACCCAAGAUCGUACCUGUUCAACCGCCAGCAAAGAGAUCUACGCAAGACUUCAUCUUUGGCAAGGUCAUUGGAGAAGGGAGUUUUUCAACUGUCUACCUCACAAAAGACGUUCAUUCCGCCAAGGAGUAUGCCAUUAAGGUAUGCGACAAAAGGCACAUAAUUAGGGAGAAAAAGACUGAGUACAUUAAACGUGAAAGGGACAUCCUGAAUAUGAUCAGUUCAGCCGGCGUCCCUUUCUUCGUCAAGUUGUACUGUACCUUCCAAGACAAUGACAGCCUCUACUUCGUCUUGUCCUAUGCGAAGAAUGGCGAACUCCUGCCUUAUAUUAACAAAGUUGGUGCUUUUGAUAUCGAAUGCACAAGAUUCUACGCUGGCGAGAUCUUGCAAGCAUUGGAGCACCUUCAAAGGCUGAACAUCAUCCACAGGGAUCUCAAACCAGAGAACAUACUCCUCGAUGAAAAGAUGCAUAUCCUCAUUACUGACUUUGGUUCAGGGAAGAUUGUUAAAAAUGAUGACCAGUCGGAAGAUAGCGAGGACGAGACGAGGAGGAGGAGGAACAGUUUUGUCGGAACGGCCCAGUACGUAAGCCCUGAGCUGCUGACGGACAAAGUGGCCCACUAUGCCUCGGACCUUUGGGCGCUCGGAUGUAUCAUAUAUCAAAUGAUUUCUGGUCUUCCUCCGUUCAGGGCAAGGCAUGAAUAUGCUAUUUUCCAAAAAAUUCUCAAACUUGAGUAUGAGUUUCCUGAAGAAUUUGACUCGCAAGCUCAGGAUUUAGUUCAGAAACUCUUAGUACUAAACUGCAAUGAGAGAUUGGGGGCGAAUGACAAGGAUGGAUAUCCAUCGAUCAAAUCACACCCGAUGUUUGCUGGUUUGGAUUUUGCCCGAUUGCACCUCACCACCCCUCCCGCUAUCUCGCCUUACCUACCUUCUUCGGAUGUUAGCCUCGAUUACAAGGUACCCGACCACCUUGAGCCAGGAUUGGACAGCCAGCUCAGUCGACUACUUGGCCUUGAGCCUGAAUCCGGAAGUCCUAAGUCGAGAAGAAGUCAAGCUGUAGAAAUUCUCUCGAACAAGGAACUGAGGGCAUCAAAGCUGGAGAGCCAGGCAGCCGAGUCUAGGUGGCACUCUCUGGUUGAAGGAAGGCUCAUCCUCAAGCAAGGGCUUGUCAACAAGAGGAAGGGUCUCUUUGCGAGGAAACGAAUGCUUUUGUUGACCGAAGGCCCACACUUGUAUUACGUCGACCCCGUAUCGAUGACACUGAAAGGGGAAAUCCCAUGGUCCGAUGAGAUCACACCCGAACCGAAGAACUUCAAGAUCUUUUUUGUCCACACUGUGAGUCCUAAUAGGACAUAUUACCUUGAGGACCCUGAGGGAUACGCCCUGGAUUGGUGUAAAGCGAUAGAAGAAGUGAAGGCUUUCUGCAGCGGGAAGAAAGUAUAACCUCAAGCGCUGCCGCAGGAGCCGCAACCAUUCGACUGUGAUACUAGCCUUAAGAAACACAACAAUAAGGGUCUUUGAGCGUGCGUUAUUGAUUUGUAUAAACAAUACGCGCCUAAACGAAAGCACAUUGUGUACAAUCUGUAUUAUUAUAUAAAACUCCUUGUACUAAAUGUGUUUGAUUCUCUCUCUCGCGAUAGGAGGUUCACUAUUUGUGUUGACGCAUUCCAGAGGAGUAUAUUAGAUGUGAAUUAGUUAAAAUAUUGUUUAGACGUACAAAGGUCGAUGUACAUUGUGUAUAUAUAUUAAUUUAUUUAUUACCGUGAUUGAUAUUAUGUGAGUAGUUAGGAAAUGAAAAUCGAGUGUUGAUUUUUUUAAAAUCGACUUAGGAAGAAUUUGAUUUAGUUCAAAUUUGAUUUAGACAAUUUAUUAUUUAAUAUAGUUGUAUUUAUUGAGUUUUCUACUUUGCAAUGUAAUAUUUUUUAUAAAGUGGCACAUAAUCUAUUUAUUACUAGUAAUAAUGAUUUUUAGAUAAUUUGUUAUUUAUCUCUGACGAGAAUUAGUUGAAUUGUAUUUCAUACGGGAUAAAUGUUACCAAACUCUAUUUAAAGAAACUUACCUUAAUUAUUUCACGACGCGAGAGGGAGAUGUGUACUAUGUAAUGUUUCACCUAUAGAUAAUGUACCUCUACUGACAGCUUGUUUUGCUGACGUUUGGGGUACUUUGGUGUAUUGUGAAGUCUGUGAAAUGACUUGAACUAGGGAAAUUGUUAUGGAAUAGGUGAUGUCAUUAAGACAAAGCCAAACCUGUAUUAUUGAUACUGCCCUAAAACGGUUGCCGGCAACCGUUUUAUUAUAUUGUGUGAGAUGUUAAGCUAAUUUUUUUAAACUUUUCUUUUGAAUUAUUAUGUUCCUUUCAAAAAGAGGGUUGGCUUGUUGCAACAUUAUUUGAUUCAUUGGCAUGUUGAUUUAUCACAAUUUCAGGAGAUAGGAAAAAAAAAAUCCUUUUGUAAUUUUGGUAGUAGAUUAUUUAUUCUAAAUUUGUCAGGAAAAGUUACUAAUUAAUAGAUUAUGACUGACCCUCUUGAGAACUUAUUCUAAAUAAUAAAUAUAUCGUAGCCUUAACAUUGACAAUUUCAUUUAUAGAAUAAUUUGUGUCCUAUAUAAAAUAAUUUAAUUAUUCACUUUAAUUAUUGGUUAUUGUUAAAUUAUUUUCCGCUAGUCAGCGUCGUCGACUAAUGGAAAAUUUACUGUUUUCAAUAACUUAGUGAACUGCAGUAUUUUAAAUAUUUAUUUCUUUAUGUUUGUAUAUGAUAAUAAUAGAAACAUUAAAAAAUAUAUAAUAAAAUAAUAUGUAGAAUUUAAUGGCCAUUCUUCUCUUACCUGUUAUCAAAAUCCUUAUCCUAUUUCAAUCAUUCAUGAACAAUAAUCUGAUAAUAA